Camellia sinensis is the source of this 1462-nucleotide messenger RNA. NCBI's taxonomy places the organism in Eukaryota, Viridiplantae, Streptophyta, Magnoliopsida, Ericales, Theaceae. The record is from RefSeq and is a predicted model, not a curated record.
CCCAAACCUUCUUCUUCAUCAUCAUCCUCUCAGAUAUCUUGUGAAAGCUUCACUAGUGUUUAGAGCGAGAAACAAAAACAAAAGCAAAAACCAAAAAAGAUUUAGAGAGAGAGAGAGAGAGAGCUUGUAUUGAUGAGUAUGGCAUCGAGACAAGACAAAGUGGACAGAGCAGAAGAAGCUGCAAGGGUAGCAGUGUCCGAGCUCAGCGAUGCAAACACAGAAAAAAGAACUGAAGAAGAAGAAGCAGCUAAAAUAGAGGAGUAUGAGCGAGAGGAACAUAGACCUAGUGUUGUGGAGAGCUUACUGAAGUCAGUGGCGGGCACUUUAGAACAAGCCAAGGAGGCUGUAACCGGCAAGACCCAAGAAACUGCUGCUAACGAGAAGAGAGAAGGCGUUGAGGCGGCUUCGGAGAAGGCGAGACAGACCGAGAAGAAAAGCCGGUGGGGUACCGAUUCCAUGGCUGAGAAAGCGAAAGAGGCUAAAGAUAGGACUGCGGAGAGGGCAGGGGAAUAUAAAGAAUACGCGGAGGAGACGAAGAAUUAUAGCGGUGAGAAGGCGAGGGAGUAUAAAGAUGGUGCCGUAGAGAAGACGGAGGAGACGAAGGAAUGUGCGGCGGAGAAAGCGACAGAAGGGAAGGAGACUGCGGUGGCGAAGAUGGCGGAGUUGAAAGAUACGGCGGUGGAUACGGCGAGGAGGGCGAUGGGUUACUUGACUGGUAAGAAAGAAGAAACCAAGGAGAAGGCGGCCGAGACCGGUGAGGCUGCCAAGGAAAAAUAUAAUGAGACACAGGACAAAGCGAGACCGAAGAUGGAGGAGAUGAAGCUGAGUGAGGAGUCUCAUGAAGAGAACAGGGGGACGGCAGGAUCAGGAAACAUAUUCAGCGCCCUCGGUAGCGUGAAGGAUGCUAUCAAGGAGAAGUUGACCGUGCCGAUAGAUACCGUGGAGGAGAAACGUGUAGAGAGUGAGCAGGGUGGUGGUGGUGGUGGUGGUGGAAGGGGAGGAGAAGAGGCGGAGAAGGUGGUGAUGGUGGAUAUGAAAGAGACUCCAGCCGGAGAAGCAGCAUCAAAACUCAAAGCCACUGAUCAGACGAGCGGUCAGACUCUCGACGACAAGGAGGGCAAGGGCAUUGCUGUCGUGCGUCUGGAACGCAAGAAGUGAUCUCUUGCAACAACCUUGUGCAAUGCAAUGCAAUGCAAUGCUCUUAUGUUUCUCUUGGUUUUUGGCAGUUAAAAGCUAGCUAGCUUGCUUUUUGUUUAUGCAUAUGACUUGGACUUUUGUAUGUUUUGUGUUUUUUGGGGGUUAAGGCUUGAGCGUUAUAUAUAUAUAUAUUUAUAUAUAUAUAAGAUUGUGUAUGUUUUGUUUGAACACAAGAAGCAUCCUCAAUGGACCCCUUUGUGGAGCUUGUCUUCAAAAGUUGGCCAAAAAAAUAAAAGCUGUGUCUAGGAAUGCAGUGAAAACCAAA